Messenger RNA from Macrosiphum euphorbiae (potato aphid), 576 nucleotides. NCBI's taxonomy places the organism in Eukaryota, Metazoa, Arthropoda, Insecta, Hemiptera, Aphididae. The record is from the annotation of a GenBank genome assembly.
AUGUCGCUGACAUUGCUGAUGGGUGGUUCCAUAUUGUACACGUUGGAACAACCACCCCAAGAAUCGCCACUCGACGUGUCGGCUUAUGGACGUCGGCAAGCCGUCCGGUACAACCUUCUCAUAUUAACAUUGGCAAUGAAGGUGACGUAUUCCUGGAUCAUAUAUUCAUGUUUGAUUUUCGGAACUGGCAUCCUGUGUGAAAGAAAACUUGAAAGACGACAAGCUGUAUCAUCUAUAUCAGAAAACACUGUUGAUAAGUUUAAUUGUCCAAAUGGACAGUUUAUCGAAUGGUCGUUGCUUUGUGAUGGUCAUGAGGAUUGUUCCGAUGGUUCAGAUGAGACCAAAGAGUUGUGUGCUUUAUACGAGUUUGAAACAAAUAUGACCAUGGAUUGUGGAAGAGUACAUAAUAUGAAAAACCAAGUAACACCCGAAGAAGCUGAUAAAUCAAUUAUUGAAUUAGCACCUUGGGCAGUUGCUGUGUAUGAAGAGAAUAAAAAUUACAAAGGGGAAAAAAUAUUUUUAUUUAUUGAACCGGCAUCGAUAAUUGCUCCAAAUAUAGCAAUUUCCUAUGGCUGA